This is a messenger RNA of Chironomus riparius, 1456 nucleotides long. NCBI's taxonomy places the organism in Eukaryota, Metazoa, Arthropoda, Insecta, Diptera, Chironomidae. The record is from the annotation of a GenBank genome assembly.
AAAAUAAAUAAAAAAUUUUAUUUCACUGGAUAAUUAUUCUGAUCGGCUUAGUGACUUUGAACAAAUGUGGCCUAGUAAUAAAGAUAUUUUGAUAGAUCAUUUCACGCGCUGAACAUGCUCUUUUUGAUAACAUACUUUUUAGCCAUUCAUAGUGGAUUAGCCGGUUCUAUUCCUGCGGCUCCAGAAAAUAUUACAGUGACAUUUAUUAAUCCAACAUCAGUUCGUGUAAGCUGGCAACAACCAAUGGAUACUGCAUAUCCAAUUGAAAAAUAUGAUGUAACUUAUAAGCCAACAGAUGCAAGGGUUAUUGCGGUCGUGGCAGGAAAUAGUGAAGCAGUUGUGCUAGGUGGACUUAUACCUGAUACACAAUACCAAUUAGUUGUAGCAGCAAUUUGGAGUGGUAGAAAAUAUCGAAGUCGUGCCAUUAUUUUUAGAACAUUAGGUGAGACGGAAGAAUCACCGAGAACAUCACCACAACAAGACUUUCCAAUGGAUGGACCACCCAAUCCGCCUUUAGCCGAUCCACGAUAUCGAGAGGCUAACAUAUCUGUAAAUUCUACAACAACGACACGAGCACUUCCAACGAUACGUGGCAUCGAAGUAGGAAUUGUUGUUUUAGUUUUAUUCGUAUGGGCUGGAGCGAUAGCAUUAUUUUUUAAUCGAUGGGGCAAAAUUCGAAUGCUCUUACCUUAUCAACCUGAUUACAAACAAGAUCAAUUGAAAGUGCCUGGCACUGGUGUCUGCGCAGCAGGUGCCUGUAAUGGGCAACAUUCACAUCAGGUAACAUCACUUACGCAUAUUCAUCCUCAUUGGAAUACUGAUGAGCCAUCAACUGUGAUUGCUGACAGAUGUCAUAGGGCACGCAUAAAUUCAGCUAUUUUCGUAUCAUCAGAAGGCCGUGGAUUUGAUUCAAUUGAGUUCAUUCGACGUUAUGGUUCACAAAGUAUCCUCUGUCGAAAGGCAAAAAGUGCGGAAAACAUUCCUGCUGGCAACAGAAAUCGUCGAUUCUCAGAAAAUCCAUCAAGUAGUAAACUAUGGGAAAGUGAAGAAUAUAGAAACUCGCCAGCACGAGAGAAAAUUGAAUUGGUUGAGUGCUAUAAUGAUCCGUCACUAAAAAUUGUCAGCAUUCCAAAAAAAACGCCAAAAAAGCUUCUGGCAGCAUUACCGACAUUGAGCAUAAGUGGACCAUCACCAGCACCGUCUAGAAAUACAUCGCCAACAUCUAAUUCACCAACUAAAGAAGAGGAUGAGGAACAGCAAAAUUUUUUGUAGCUAAACGAGAAAACUUUAUUUGUAAAUACUAGUUGUAAACUAAACGAGCUGCUUGUGUAGUGAUCGAUGAAAGUAGAAAAUAUCAAAUAAGUUUUUAAAAAACAUCAUAAAAUUUAUAGAAUUAUGUUUAAAAAAUUCAUUUCAUCAUCUGCGUAUCCAUUUUUUAUAUCGCUCAUAAUACCCG